Molecule: messenger RNA, 3228 nt
Organism: Octodon degus (degu)
Lineage: Eukaryota; Metazoa; Chordata; Mammalia; Rodentia; Octodontidae
Gene: Mycl
Product: MYCL proto-oncogene, bHLH transcription factor
Exons: 3
Biological process (GO): regulation of transcription by RNA polymerase II
Molecular function (GO): RNA polymerase II cis-regulatory region sequence-specific DNA binding; protein dimerization activity; DNA-binding transcription factor activity, RNA polymerase II-specific
Source: RefSeq, a predicted model, not a curated record
CCGCGCCGAUCUCGGGAGCGUCCCGGCCGCUGUGCGCGAGCGAGACGCAGGCCGCGCGCGCGGGGAGCGCGCUCGUGAGUGCGGGCCGCGCGCUCGGUGGCGCGCAUGUGUGUGUGUGCGGGCUGCCAGGCUGCCGCGAGCCGGCAGGGAGCCUGUCCGCUCCAGGUGGCGGGCGGCGGGAGCAAGGGAGCGGACAUGGACUUCGAUUCGUACCAGCACUAUUUCUACGACUACGACUGCGGGGAGGAUUUCUACCGCUCCACGGCGCCCAGCGAGGACAUCUGGAAGAAAUUCGAGCUGGUGCCGUCGCCCCCCACGUCGCCGCCCUGGGGCUCCUGUCCUGGCGCCGGGGACCCAGCACCCGGGAUUGGUCCCCCGGAGCCAUGGCCCGGUGGGGGCGUUGGGGAUGAGGCGGAAUCUCGGGGCCACUCGAAAGCUUGGGGCAGGAACUACGCUUCCAUCAUUCGUCGUGAUUGCAUGUGGAGCGGCUUCUCCGCCCGAGAACGGCUGGAGAAAGCGGUGAACGACCGGCUGGCCCCUGGCGCGCCCCGGGGAAACCCGCCCAAGACGCCUGCAGCUCGGGACUGCACUCCUAGUCUCGAAGCCAGUAACCCGGCGCCUGCCACCCCCUGUCAGCUGAGUGAGCCCAAGACUCAGGCCUGCUCAGGGUCGGAGAGCCCAAGCGACUCGGAGGGUGAAGAGAUCGAUGUUGUAACAGUGGAGAAAAGGCAGUCUCUGGGUAUAUGGAAGCCAGUCACCUUCACAGUGUGGGCAGACCCACUGGAUCCCUGCAUGAAGCACUUCCAUAUCUCAAUCCAUUAACAACAGCACAACUAUGCUGCCCGGUUUCCUCCCGAAAGUUGCCCCCAAGAAGGUCCAGACAGGGGUCCCCAGGAAGAGACUGUGGAGAGAGAAGCACCCAAGGAGAAGCAAGAUGAGGAGGGUGAAGAGAUUGUGAGCCCCCCACUUGUAGAAAGUGAGGCACCUCAGCCCUGCCACCUCAAACCUGUCAGUUCUGAUACUGAGGAUGUGAGCAAGAGGAAGAACCAUAACUUCUUGGAGCGCAAAAGGCGAAAUGACCUCCGCUCACGGUUCUUGGCCCUGAGAGACCAGGUGCCCACCUUGGCCAGCUGCUCUAAGGCCCCCAAAGUAGUGAUCCUCAGCAAGGCCUUGGAAUACCUGCAAGCACUGGUGGGGGCUGAGAAGAGGAUGGCUACAGAGAAAAGGCAGCUCCGGUGUCGGCAGUAGCAACUGCAGAAAAGAAUUGCGUACCUCAGUGGCUACUAACUGACCAAAAAGCCUGAUUCUUCUCUUACAAAGACACGUUUAUAUUUUAACCUCCCUUUCCCCUUUAGUAAUUUGCACAUUUUGGUUAGGGUGGGACAGUCUGAACAGUAGAUCCAGAAUGCAUUGCAGCCAGUGCACACACAAUAAGGGCUUGCAUUCUUGGAAACCUUGAAACCCAGCUCUCCCUCUUCCCUGACUCAUCAGAGUGCUGUGUCCUCUGGCACCAUUGGCUUCUCAGCAGGCAGCUGACUGAGGAGCCUGGGGGUCUGCCUAGCUAUCUAGCUAGCUCUGAAAAAAAGGCUGACAGAUGCUAUGCAACAGGUGGUGGACGUUGUCAGGGGCUCCAGCCUGCAUGAAAUCUCACACUCCGCUGCAGCUUUAGGCUAGGAAAGGAUGCGCCCACUGAUGUCUCUGGGGGUGAUGCAAGGACAGCUGGGCCUGACACUCCCUGAGCCUUUUUUCCAGGAGACACUCUAGCUGUCUUGGGUGAAGACAAGCUUGUAGACUUGAUCAACAUGGACCAUUACCUCACUGUCAGACACUUUACAGUAAAUGAGGAGUGCAAACCAUAUAUAUAUAUAUGGUUUGCAAACCAUAUUUAUAUAUAUAUAUAUAUAAUGAUGUUAGGUGAUACCCCUCCCUCUACUCUCAAUGCUGUGACUUUGAGAACAUUAAAAGAGCUUGGCCCCUACAUUCUUUGUCUCAGUCUCCCUUGGGCCCUCUUCUCUGAGGGAGAGAGCUUUCUGUGCUCAAAAGGGAUUUUUUGUUUGUUUGUUUGUUUGAUUCUGCCUUUGUUAUGCAAUGGGCUCUGUAGCACCCUUUAUCCACAGGUCUGAAAUAUUUACCCAGAGCACAGGGAAAUGGGUUCUGGCCUGGGGUCUGGAGAAAACUUGGAGUCCUGACUCAUGAACUUGCUCCCUUGACCAGGUUUUUCCAAGGACCAUUUGGGAUUCAUCUCUGACUUCACAAACAGGCCUAAGCCACCUCAAAAGGAAGCACUGUACUACUUCCUCUUUCACACCUGCCUCUCAGCUCAGUCCUUGAUUCCGUUUGAAGUUCUAUUGGAACCAUACAAACCUGUCCAGGGAGUGUGCUAGUCUGUAGCCACCAGCCUGGUUCUCUGCCAGCUUGACAUGAGUCAGAUGCCUUUCCCAGAAUCUAGGCCUUACUGAGGUUCUGGGGAGAGCCAUUGGAAUGCAUCCAGGGCUCCAGAAGGUGGACUUGCUUCCCCAUGGGUUGCAAAGGCACUUUGAGGAGCUCUGCUUAGCCAACUCUGAUGGAUUUUGCAGCUCGAAGUGGAAUUGAGACAUAGCCUCAAACAUGGGAAAGCCACCUAACCCUAUAGGUGGCAUGUGAGCAACCCCCAGGUUGGCAUGGAAGAAAGAUCAGCCCCUCCAAAACUCUGCCCAGGACAGCAGGUGCCUGAUGGCUCUGAAUGUGGAAGUGGAGGAGGAGAUAUGGAUGCUAAACACUCUUCGUAGCUCUGCAAAACUAAGUGCUGCUUUCGACCUACUGUCCAUGAUGGUCUCUUUCUGAGGUGGCUUCCUAGCCUAAGAGACCCCCCGUGGAACUUUGGGAUGUAUAGACACUCUACCUUCUGGAGCAGGGUUUUCAGGAGCCAACUGACUUCUGGAACUGUCUUGGAAGGACAGGUGGGAAGUAGGUUACUGAUGUCCCACCUGAAUAGCUUGUGUUUUAUAAGCUGCUGCUGGGUAUUAUGCUGGGAGGAAUCUUUUUUUUUUUUUUUUUUUAUACUGUAUUUUUGUAUGCCUUUUGCAAAGUGGUGGUGUUUUUGUACAAGGAAAAAAAAUUGGGCAAUUCUGUUGCAAGGGUCUGAUUUAUUUUAAAGGGCAAGUUUACCUGAAAUUUUGUAUUUAGUUGUGAUUACUGAUUGCCUGAUUUUACACUGUUGCCUUCUGGGACAUCUAAUAAAAGAUUUCU